GACUCUGUGAUUCUACGUUUCAGUGAUGUGGAAACAGAACCGCAGGGAACAAAUUAACAAACCCAAAGAAACGUUAAGAAUUUCCUUCAACUGUUUUCUUCGUGUUAAGAGUUGUCGUUCCUGUUUUGUAUCAGGUGUCUGCACGACUGGUUAUUCCCAUAGAUGCCGGCUGACCAAAGCGUUGACAGGGUUUUCUCGGCAGGUUUGUCAAAUUUCUAAAAAUCCAAUAUUAGUCUGUGGUGCUAGGAGGAUCAGGCGAGCCAACGGCAAGACCUGACCGCUCGAAAUUGGGAGAGAGAAGCAGCUGGUGUUUAAUGCAACACUGUACUUCUUGUCUAUGGCCGCCAGUUGGUGCCCUCCAAGAGAAGCACUCGUUUGGGUAAAUUAACUUUUAGCCAAUGACGUUUGGAGUCGGAGAUUACACACUCUCUUCUGUGGAGUUGAACCCGAUUGGAUUGUCAAUCGCAGUCAAUGUGGAUGAAAGUUCAGAGAGAUCUGCGCAACUUGUGUGAAGAAAGUAGGAGACGUGUUCUGUCUGCAAGAUGUCAUCACGACCGAGUCCCCAAAACUACGAGAGUGAAAAAACAAAGAAAGUCGUGAUUGUUGGAGGUGGCUUGGUUGGUGCUUUAAAUGCCUGUUUCUUCGCAAAGCGGGGCUUCCAGGUGGAAGUUUAUGAAGCACGGAAAGAUAUUCGAACUGCUAAAGAUGUAAGGGGAAGAAGUAUCAAUCUUGCCUUGUCUCACAGAGGUCGGCAGGCUCUGAAAGCUGUUGGAAUGGAAGACCGGGUCGUUUCCAAGGGCAUUCCCAUGAACGCCAGGAUGAUCCAUUCUCUUUCGGGCAAGAAGUCCUCACUUCCUUAUGGAAAAACAGGCCAGUAUAUCCUGUCAGUGGACAGAGCAAAGUUAAACCAAAUAUUGUUAUCUGCUGCUAGCCAGUACCCAAAUGUUAAGUUAAACUUUGAAGAGAAGUUGCAACACUACAGUGUGGAGAAGGGGUUGCUGACCUUUAUCAGACCCGAUAGCUCCACCUUUGAAGUUUCACAUGAUCUUGUUGUUGGAUGCGAUGGAGCUUUUUCAACUGUAAGGAAACAAUUCAUGCGACAACCCAGAUUUGAUUACAGCCACGUUUACAUUCCUCAUGGUUACAUGGAGCUUACAAUGCCUCCUAAAAAUGGUGGUUUUGCAAUGGAACCCAAUUUUCUUCACAUAUGGCCCAGAAACACCUUUAUGAUGAUUGCCUUGCCUAACUUGAACAAGUCAUUCACGUGCACUCUCUUCAUGCCUUUUGAAGAAUUUGAGAAGCUCACGACAGGAGAUGAAGUGCUUCAGUUUUUCAAGAAAUACUUUCCAGAUUCCAUACCUCUGAUAGGAAUUGAAGCACUGAAGCGGGAUUAUUUCCGUUUGCCAGCCCAAGCAAUGAUCUCUGUGAAGUGUUCCUCCUUUCACAUCGGGGCCAAGUGUGUGCUAAUGGGAGAUGCAGCUCAUGCAGUAGUUCCCUUUUAUGGGCAAGGCAUGAAUGCUGGUUUUGAAGAUUGCAUUGUCUUUGAUGAAUUAUUGGACCAGUUCAACAAUGACCUGUCUAAAUGUCUUCCUGAAUUUUCAAGGCUGCGUGUACCUGAUGACCAUGCUAUAAGCGAUCUGGCUAUGUACAACUACGUAGAGAUGCGUAAGCAUGUGAACUCAAAAUGGUUUGUUUUCCGUAAAUAUGUGGAUAAUUUCCUCCACUUCUGUAUGCCAAACACCAUUGUGCCAUUGUACACCAUGGUGACUUUUACUAGAAUACGUUACCACAAGGUGAUAAAACGGCACAAAUGGCAGUCCAAGGUAAUCAAUUCCAUGUUGUUUGUUAUGGGAGUAUUGGCAACAAUAACAGGAGCAGUGAUGCUCUUCAACUACUUGCCCAAGUCGCUUCUCACCCUGGAGCUGUACAACUGGAAUUUUGGCUUUAAGUAAUCAAAUGAGAAACAAAAUGCUGGUUUGUAAAACAAAAAAAAGUGAAGUCAUUACUUUCUGUGUACAGGCAAGUCCAAAUUAAGGUCUGGUAGAAAAUACACACUGCCCACAAAUUUUUAGCACUGCCUGUAAUAAGUACAUUUUAAUCAUUACACCAACCUUGUUCUGCCUUUCUUACUGCUAUCAAACUUUGUGUUUGGCAGGAGAAGUGGGUCUGGUUUUUGGGUAGCUCCAGCCCACUAUUAACAGUGCAGCCAGCUUAUCAUCUUCUCCUUGUCCUGGUCCAAGAAACCAUAUUCCUUCACAAACUAGAUAGGAUCCUUAGAUCUGAAAGGUGUGGCCCUCUGCUGUAGGUAGAAUGCCACUGAUCACCUAAUUCAAGAAGGUGGCAGAUGCUAUGGCUGCCAAAUUAAGUUAGGUUGUUACAAAUUGGCUUACCCUUAUCCUGUCUGAACUGUUCAAAUAACGACCCCAGCAAUCAAGCUUAAAACAAAAAGAAAUGCUAGUUAAGAUUUCAAUUAAAGAACAUUUUCUGACUGAGCAAAGCAAAUAUGACUGAAAAAUAAAACCUACUGUUUAAUCCUUGGAA
Messenger RNA from Pristis pectinata (smalltooth sawfish), 2541 nucleotides. Its product is annotated as kynurenine 3-monooxygenase. NCBI's taxonomy places the organism in Eukaryota, Metazoa, Chordata, Chondrichthyes, Rhinopristiformes, Pristidae. Gene Ontology annotation, biological process: NAD+ metabolic process; L-tryptophan catabolic process; quinolinate biosynthetic process. Gene Ontology annotation, molecular function: FAD binding; kynurenine 3-monooxygenase activity; NAD(P)H oxidase H2O2-forming activity. Gene Ontology annotation, cellular component: mitochondrial outer membrane. The transcript has 15 exons. The record is from RefSeq and is a predicted model, not a curated record. Bases 543 to 1952 code for a protein of 469 amino acids.